GUAGUAACUUCCCUUAUCUGUUCUUCCCACCCAUUAAAUUCGAGGUUGCCAUGAUUGGUUCAGAGAUUCACCUUACGCGCCGACGGGAUCUUCCUGUUGCUGCUGUGACUCCUAACUUCUUGCCUUCCCACUCUAUUCACUGACACCCGCAAGAUUCCAAAUCCAUAUCUCACUUCUUUUCCUUCUUCCUCUUUUUUAAAUGCGCUCGGUGCAAUAAAAAGUUGAAUACUUCGUAAAAUUUAAAAAUGGAAGACCAAGAAGAUUGCUUUGCUUGACAAAAGCCCCAUCAUCGUUCAAACCUCAAAGCCGAAAAGAAAAUAAAGGAAAGCGUCAAUAUGGGGGUCUAGGGUUCAUUCUCUCUCCUUGAUGCCGAUAAAUUUUUCCUUCUUCAAGCACAUCUUGUGACCCUUUUGUAGCCAUCAGCUUUAGUUUCCUUUUCUCGCUACUACUCUUGUUCAAGUUUUUGCAGGAAAAAGAAAAAGAGUUGCUGAUCGAUCGGUCUGUUUGGCUGCAGGGGCAUGCAGGUUUUAAGGGAAUAGUUUUGGUCCGAGGUUGGUGGUACUGUCUUGUACACGAAUUGAAUUGGUUGAAAAAAAUCAGAUGCCGGACGAAGACUUAGUGGAGCUUAAGUUUCGUAUCUUUGAUGGUUCAGACAUUGGGCCCUUCCGUUACCCGCCAGCUUCUACCGUGGCCAUGCUGAAGGAAAGAAUUGUUGCAGAAUGGCCAAAAGGCAAGAAGACUAUACCGAAGGCAGCUAAUGACAUAAAACUUAUAAAUGCUGGAAAAAUUUUGGAAAACAACAAGACAGUUGGUCAAUGUAGAGCACCUUUUGGUGAGCUUACUAGUGAAAUCACCAUGCAUGUUGUCGUCCAGCCAUCUUUGGCAAGAUCAAAAGCAGAGAAAGAUGUUGAUGAGCUCCCAAUAAAACCCAUAUGUGCGUGUGCAAUAUUGUGAGAAUCGACCAUUAUCCAGAGUGAAGCUGCUGAGUUUUGCCUUGUGGAUGCUAGGAUCUCUCUGAGGUCGUGGGAAUGCGUAGCUGGAUAGACAAAUGUUUGUUGGAGGCUAUUCCUGACUUGUCUUCGAUAGUUUUCUUUGUUGUAUAAAAAAUGGGUUUGUUGUGAAAGUCUUGUACAAUACGUAGCAUACAAAAACGUUCAUGAUCUCUGUUGUGAGUACGUUGAACGGUACUCUAAUGGGAUGGAAUGAUCAAAUAUUAUAUACAUAUAGCCGUUUCUUGA
Messenger RNA from Prosopis cineraria, 1238 nucleotides. Its product is annotated as membrane-anchored ubiquitin-fold protein 3-like. Gene Ontology annotation, molecular function: protein binding. The transcript has 4 exons. The record is from RefSeq and is a predicted model, not a curated record. Bases 601 to 954 code for a protein of 117 amino acids. Lineage: Eukaryota; Viridiplantae; Streptophyta; Magnoliopsida; Fabales; Fabaceae.